Batrachochytrium dendrobatidis JAM81 is the source of this 1788-nucleotide messenger RNA. RefSeq lists its product as uncharacterized. The record is from RefSeq and is a predicted model, not a curated record. Gene Ontology annotation, molecular function: 5'-3' exonuclease activity; flap-structured DNA binding; 5'-flap endonuclease activity. Gene Ontology annotation, biological process: interstrand cross-link repair. Gene Ontology annotation, cellular component: nucleus. The transcript is spliced from 6 exons. NCBI's taxonomy places the organism in Eukaryota, Fungi, Chytridiomycota, Chytridiomycetes, Rhizophydiales. The coding region runs from base 1 to 1788 and encodes 595 amino acids.
AUGAAACGACAAGCGAGUUGCAAUGACUCUCCAUCACAAGAAGCUAGCCAGUCUAAGCGAUUAGCACAAGCCAGACUCAGUUUUGAAAACACUUUGGUUCUUCCAUCUGCCGAUAUACAAAGAUUCAAAAGUAUUGAUGACCAGAUCAACACACUACCACCAUCCCAAUUAGAACUGACAGUAGAGCCAACAUCAGACUUUACACCAGAAUAUUCAAAUAGCAUACAGGAUGGUUCAGUGUAUGGUGUUUAUGAAGAGAGCAUAGAGGAAGAUAUGGACGACUUGACAACUAUAUCCCAGCGUUCUUAUUCUGAACAACUGCAGCAUAUGAUCAGCAAUGUCCUGCCAGAAGAAAGCCAUUUGCUUGAUGAUCAACACAUGUCUGUUUUGAGAUGGUUUGACAGAUUAUCAGAGGGAUCGCAAAUUGUAAUGUUUCGAUUGUUGAAUAGACGAACUCGCAAGUACGUUUACAUUAACAAGAUCAAGUUACAUGAAGACGAAGAUAUCAAUCAGAUCUUGGCUGAACUCGUAAAUGCAGACUAUAUUGUACUUGAUGGACCCAGCACACUAGAAGAAUGGGUCGAUCUGCUUAAAAAGGAUCAGCUGGUGGAUUUGGCUAAACACCAUAGAGUAGCGACAUCUGGAAAGAAGCUCGCUGUAUUACGCGAAUCAUUCUUAGCCACUGUGAAUAAUCAACUGAAUUUAGACACGUUUACUAAGCUAGGACGGAUUUCUACUUUGGAAAAAGCUCAUGAGAGGUUGAUCAAGUUGAUUCAAGAAAUUGUCGGGCCUUUGUUAAAAGUAACAGAGUUGGCUCGUAGUGCAUUUUACAGACUUUUUGUCAUUUACAAUCGAACAACCAUGUGGCCAAAACAUGACAGCUUUCUUACCAAUUCCAUUUUAUGCAAUCUAUCUGCUUCAAAUGAAAGCAAAAAAUCGUUUGCUCAAUACACUGUGCAUCGAACAUCGCUGGUGUGGUCUGAUAAAGCCGAGUUUGAACUGUAUUUUACAAGUUUAAAAGUGGAGCAUGAAAUGGCCGAGUUGAUUGCAGAUAAACCGGCUGAAAGUCAGCUUGUUGAGUUUUGCAACAAGGCUGCGAUUUUGUUUGAUUUGUGGUUGCUAAUUAUUGCAGAACAUCCAAGCCAUGUUACCGGGAUUCCCUGGUUUAUGGUAUUUACACAUGGCAAGUUACCGGCAGUUCUUACACGAAUCGUGGCAAGCUAUGCAUCAAUUUUAAUCCAGCUCAAAAAACCACAUGAUGCUAUUCAAGUACUAGAUGGACUAUUAAGCCAAAGAAUUUUGUAUCAAAGACGGCGAGGUUCGUGGUACGAUGAACUUGUCAAACUUCUUGAACGGCAUCUGACACCCAACUAUGACCUAGCCCAUCGAUCAAGUAUUUUACGUCGACUUUGUAGAAUUUCUGGCAGCAAGCAAGCAGGAAUUCCUGCGUUAUGGAAUAUUGAUAGUUUACGUGCGGUACCGUCAUCCAGAAUGAGUGCAUAUAAACUUUCAAAUGAAACGGGAGGAAAGGCAAUAUAUUUAGAUGAAAACCACACGCCAAUGCACGUUGAAGAGUUGGUUCUUCAACACUAUGCAAAGCAAGGAUGGAAAGGAAUCCACGCAGAAAAUACCGCACCAUUAGAUCUGUACACUGAGUAUUUUUUUACUGCUCGCCAGGAAUCGAUAGAAACCCGAAUACAAGCGAUUAAAAGCGGGGAAUUUCCUUUGAUUAUCAGACAAGUGGUUGACAAAGAACAGCCACGCAACACCCAAUGUGUAGGCAAGUAA